AUGUCUUCCAACCGAACCACCCCCCAGACCCCCUCGACUACGAACGCUCCGGUCAGCGUCGACGCGCUGCGCCAGAUAAUUGCGACUCUUCAGGCUGAGAAUCGCCAGCUGAAUGAACGAGUCCAAGAACAGACUAACAGAGCUAACAGAAAUAAUAUCAAGUAUCCCCUGCCCAACCCUUUCGACGGAACCCCUGGCACUCUGCAGGGAUUCCUCACAGGCACCCGCGCAUACUUGCACUUUAACGAGGACAGUUUCGAGAACGACUCCGACAAGGUAGCCUACGCAGCCUCCUUGCUCAAGGGAGACGCUCUCGCCUGGUUCGAGCCCACAUUGCGGGACUUCCUGGAUUAUGAGGAAGAACAUAACCGCAGGGCCGAGACCAACAGGAUCUUCGACGACUACGACAACUUUGAAGAUAACCUGAAGGAAACAUUCGGCAACCCCGAUGAGGAACGAACAGCCGAACGAAAGCUGUCUCGCCUCACACAAACUAAAUCAGCAUCCCGCUACGCUAGCGAAUUCCGACAAAUCACCUCAAAGUUGGCAUGGGGCAAGGACGCCCUCAUGGCCCGCUUCUACCAAGGACUCAAGGACGAAGUUAAAGACGAGCUGAUCAAGGAAGAAAGACCUCAGCUUCUCUCCGAGUAUGUAGAGCUCGCGGUCAAGAUCGACAACCGCAUCUACGAACGGAAGCUCGAGAAAAAGGAGGGUCGAGGAGCUUGGACACCCCGACCACAAGCCGCCAACACCGGCCGACGCAGAUGGGAGACCCCUCAAGCACCCAGGGCCCCAAGACAGAGCACCAGCUAUGGGCAUCACAGCGGACCAAUGGAUCUCAGCGCCACGCAACACAAAAAACCCUACAAAGACCCCAAGAGCGGCAAAUGCUUCAAGUGCGACAAAGCCGGGCAUAUCGCCAGAAACUGCCCCAACAGCACCGCUCUGAUAAAAACCCACCAAUCGAGGGAACUCAACGCAGCAUUUAAAGUUCCCCAGGAGGAGCACGCGCUCCAGACAUGGACACGGUGUUACGAAGAUGACUGCCUCGUACACCGAAGCUCUAAAGACGACGCUGGAUGGUACCCCCGGCGACCCAAACAAGUACGCGUCCUCGCGAUGGGACGAAGGGACACCACAGGGGCUUCCACCAGCACACGACACAGCUCCCACCGAAACCACAAGCGAACGCACAAAGAGGAACUUCUGGGACAGGUUCACCAAGUCAGGUAA
Molecule: messenger RNA, 1233 nt
Organism: Pyricularia oryzae 70-15
Lineage: Eukaryota; Fungi; Ascomycota; Sordariomycetes; Magnaporthales; Pyriculariaceae
Exons: 1
Coding region: 1-1233 (410 amino acids)
Molecular function (GO): nucleic acid binding; zinc ion binding
Source: RefSeq, a predicted model, not a curated record